Molecule: messenger RNA, 2442 nt
Organism: Beta vulgaris subsp. vulgaris (sugar beet)
Lineage: Eukaryota; Viridiplantae; Streptophyta; Magnoliopsida; Caryophyllales; Amaranthaceae
Product: F-box protein CPR1
Exons: 5
Coding region: 619-1941 (440 amino acids)
Molecular function (GO): protein binding
Source: RefSeq, a predicted model, not a curated record
AUUUUAUGCCAUUAAGGGCCUGUUCUCUUCGGCAUAAAACAGCUGAACUGAACUGAACUGAACUGAAUUGAACUGAACUGAACUGAACUGAAUUGAACUGAACUGAACUGAAUUGAACUGAACUGAAUUGAACUGAAUUGAACUGAAUUGAACUGAACUGAUCUGAACUGAACUGAACUGAACUGAACUGAAAUGAAUAGUGAUAUGUGAGAGUAAAAGUAUUGUCAAGAGCUGAACUGAACUGAACUGAACUGAACUGGUCUGAACUGAACUGAACUGAUCUGAACUGAACUGAAUUGAACUGAACUGAACUGAAUUGAAUUGAACUGAACUGAAUUGAACUGAACUGAACUGAACUGAAAAUAAGCUGGGGAGAACAGACCCUAACAACCUACAAACGUUGGUUUUUUUUUUUUUUUAAGAUUUUGAAAUUUUGAAGGGUGGUUCCUCCAAAAUAGGCCGAAACGGCUAAUAUUAGCUACAAACAUUUUCUCCGCACAUGGCCAAAUUUAACCCAUCCAAGAUCACAAGACACAAUAUCCACAAUUCCCACAAUUCCACUUCCUUCUCCACUCCACGCUGAAAUCACAUUUUAGUUGUUUUGUGGGUGAAGUGAAAAUGAUGGAUCUUCCAAUGGUGUUGAUCAUGGAUAUUCUGUCAAGGCUUCCUGUCAUAGUUCUUCUGCGCUUUCGUUGCGUAUCAAAAUCAUGGAAGUACUUAAUCGACGACAGUGAUUUAAUUAAUCUCCAUCUGCAACAUUCCCUGGCGAACACCACCAAUCAUGCCAUGGUCAUCAGAAGCAGCUAUCUUUAUUUGGUGAACUUCCCUGCACUUGAUGAGGCAGUUGUAAUGGACCAUCCUUUGAAGUAUGAUUCUCUUAGUACUCUUGUUGUGGGUUCUUGUAAUGGGUUGCUUUGUUUGUCAAAUGGGGAAGGUAGGGGUAAAGAAGGCACCAUUGUUUACAAUCCGGCAACUAAAAAACGCAGGGAAUUGCCUGUUUCGAAGAUCAAUUACCCUGAGUACUUCACAUGCCCUGAGCGUUUAGUAUACGGAUUUGGUUAUGAUCUGGCUAAUGAUGAUUAUAAAGUGGUUAGGAUUAUACAGUUUUAUAAUGACAUCCCUGAUUUCUAUGAUAGCGAAGUUAAGGUCUUUAGUUUGAAGACGAGUUCUUGGAGAAGGGUUCAGGACUUUCCUCCUGAAUAUUACCUUUCUUUCAAAAGACAAAGUGGUGUUUAUGUGAAUGGAUGUCUGCAUUGGAUGGUAAUCUUGAAGCCCGACUCAGAUAAGUCAAAAUUGAUCGUGGCAUUUGAUUUAACUUCUGAAGAUUGUAAGGUUGUGCCGCUGCCAAAUUAUUCAGCUGGUGAAGUUCACUUGACUAUUGAAGUCUUGGACCAACACUUAUGUUUAUUAAUCAAUUAUCCCACCAUUCGGAGUGAGGUGUGGGUCAUGAAGGAGUAUGGUGUGCAGGAAUCUUGGACGAAGUUGUUUGCAGUCAUGCAGGGAGAUACUAUUGGACCUUUUGAAUAUGUGAGGCCUAUUGCCUUCUCAAAGGAUGGGUCUAAGGUGCUUCUCGAACAAGAUCUUUCAAAGUUUAUUUGGUUUGAUGUGGAAACGCAGAGAGCAGAGAGAGUGAAUAUCUGCGGUAUGCCAUCACAUCCAGAAGCAGGAAUGCUGGUGGAAAGCCUGGUUCUUGGUAGUCGUAAGACACACCACAACAAGAAGAGUAAUGAGAGAAGGCGACUGGCCAGCGCCAAUAUUGCUGCCCUGCCAAAUUCGUCUACAACACACGUCGUUUCUGGAAGAACUCCUGAUUUUGACAAUGUUACUGGAAAUUUAAAAAAGAAUCAGGAAGCACUAGAUGGAAAUCAGAAUAUCAGAAAGAAGGGUAAGAGGGAUAAUUUGGAGGGCUUCCUGUCAAAGGGAUUCAAACUGAAGCUUUAAGGACGCUCAUUUGCUAAGAAAUCAUUAUUCUUGAGUCUUGACGCCGCAGUACCUGAACGAAGGAAAAGUGCUAGGCUUCCCAUGCCACAGAGCAAGCAGAUAUGCCGAAAAAAUGAUAAAAAGGAGGAAGAUGCUGCUGCUGCAUAAGAAAUUCUUCCUCCGCAAGGUAAACUAAGAAUAAAGUCAGAGAGGUAUCCUGUAUUCCUGUUAAUCACCAAAAAGCAUUACCAAGGAUAAUGUGGCAUGUUAAGCGGGGAGAUGAACAACUUUCCUUGACAGCAGUAACAUGCUUCUUGGAUAAUAGACAUGAUCCCUAUGCAAAUUCAUGUAUAUAUGUUGGUCAGUAAUGGUCACAACGUAGAGACAUGUAGCAUUGUAUAAUAGUAUGUGAUAGGAGAAACUCGGAAAAUAGAAGAUAAAGAAAUCUAAACAACGUCAAAGACUAGAAUCAUAAAGACAGGUAGGGAAUCUACCUUUGGCGUUUUAGAUGAAAUCUUCAGG